AAAGAUGACAUCUGAAGCUCAUUUUUCUGUGAUAAAGUUCUAUGGCACUCCUAAACCAAGAAGGAAAAGGAAGAAAUUUGACCCUGACCUAGAGAAAAUACAACCAAUGAUUCCGAAAGCUUUCCCCCACAGAAUUCUUGGGCCAACAGAGAGUUGGAGAGUAUUUUAUCGGCAAGCUGACGCCUUCAAGUUUGCAGCAAAAUCAGAGGACACUCUUGUGUUUGCAGUUGAAAAGUCGGCAGCUCUUGUGGGUGUCAGCUCUGGCAAGAGACAAUACCUGGUGACAAGUCUACCUGUAUUUUGGCAUUUUUACAGCCAGCUUGAGGCAGGAAAGAGACAUCAUUAUGAAAUUAUUCCAAAAGAGUGUCUAUGCAAGUUAUAUUUUGAUCUUGAGUUUCUGAAAGAUUUUAAUCUUGAACAUAAUGGAGACAAUAUGACAGACAUAUUGAUCCAGUAUGUUUGUUUAUGGCUGAAGAUAAUUUACCAGCUGGACUGCAACAGGACAAAUGUCUUGGACCUUGAUGCUAGUACUGGAAGCAAGUUUAGUCGCCAUCUUAUUUUCCAGUUGCCUGGCGCGUUGUUUGAAAACUGUGUUGUUGCAGGAUAUUUUGUACAUUAUAUUUUUCAUCAACUCAUCAAUUAUCUAAAUUGGAAAUCCCCAAAUAGCCAAGAACAUGCUUUAAGAGAAGUGAUUCUUACCAGCCAGGCAGAUUAUAAUAAAUCAGCGUUGGCUAUUAAAGAUGAGAAAUCAUCUUGUACUAACGGAGAUGAUAAAUCAUUAGCUUGUGCUAAUGAAGAUGAUAAAUCAGCUUGUGCUAAUGAGGAUGGUUUUGAAAUAGAAGAUGAAGACAAGAUGAGUUUAGUGGCUGAACAUUGUGAAUUAAAGUGUUUGGGUCAAACUGGUGUGGACGUGAUAUCAGCCAAUGUGUCGGAUAACAUGCAUGGUGUACAGUUAGGGAGUAAACGUACUCGUAAUGACAGCAUAUGUGAUGUUGACCACAGCAAUCUUAAUGUGAGACCCACUAAUGCUGACCGCAGCAAUCUCAAUGUGAGACCAGCUAAUGUUGACAAGAGUACAAUUGAUGUCUGUGGUCACUUUACGUUGGAACAGCUGACAUCUCUUGUUGUGAUAAACAAAGACAGGAAUAAAACUUUGGUCUGUGAUCUAGGCGUGUACACUAAAAAUAGAAACUUCCGCUUGUAUCUGUCCAGUAAACAGAACAAACAUAAUCCACUGGAUGUAUCCAGACACAACCUGUAUUAUCCGGAUGUGAGCGGAACAUCCGACAUGAGUGAGGCUGUGUUCUACUCAUCUUUAAUCUCACAGAGGUGUGCUGCCUCAAACGUUAGGACACUGAGUUUUGCUAAGACUGCAAGCUCCCCUACAUUGAUUGAACAUGGUGUCCACCAUUCCCAUUCAGACCACACACAAGACUCCAUGCACGGAUAUUCCGCGACCUCACCAUAUCCAGAGAUUGAUGGAUUCAUCCAAGGCUUAAUUAGAGUGAAUGGUAACAAAGGCACAAUCCGCCAGUGGAUAUAUUUCAGUGACAGCCAGACUCUGCUGUACGAGGUAGCUGGUUACAGAUGGUGUGGGAACAUACAGAGACAGCAUCGCAGCAACAACAUAAUGUAUGUUGUUGACAUUCAACAUGGCAUUUACUACCAGAAAUGUCAUGACCCAGAAUGCCAGGGAUACAGAUCAGAAUCCAAAGAUGUUCCCUAUCAUCUACUUCCUGCUUCGUUCUUCAUUGACCAGGAUGAUGUCAUUGAUGGGUUCCAGACUGACAGUGAUGACGACAUGCUAUCUGCUGCCAUGGAGGAGGUGGACGCUAGUCUAUGAGAGAUGCCGGACAUUAUAUUUUGGUAGUGGACGGUCUAGUGGUAGUCGGUAACACUUACAGUAAUGAACAGUUUACUACAAGUUAGACGAAUGCUCUAUAAUAGGUGGACAUAUCAUUAUAUUGUAAUUUUAAAAACGGCAAAAAAUUGUGAGACAAAUUGUUUUAACUGUUUAAUUCAUUGCAGUGUAUUUUAAAUUGUAUGUAA
Molecule: messenger RNA, 2049 nt
Organism: Physella acuta
Lineage: Eukaryota; Metazoa; Mollusca; Gastropoda; Physidae
Product: DNA-directed primase/polymerase protein-like
Biological process (GO): response to UV; error-prone translesion synthesis; replication fork processing
Cellular component (GO): nucleus; mitochondrial matrix
Molecular function (GO): DNA-directed DNA polymerase activity; chromatin binding
Source: RefSeq, a predicted model, not a curated record